This is a messenger RNA of Drosophila sechellia, 3447 nucleotides long. RefSeq lists its product as uncharacterized. The transcript is spliced from 4 exons. Bases 738 to 2306 code for a protein of 522 amino acids. The record is from RefSeq and is a predicted model, not a curated record. Lineage: Eukaryota; Metazoa; Arthropoda; Insecta; Diptera; Drosophilidae.
GCCCCAUUAGUUUUUUGUUUAUGUUGGGUUGUCGGAAAAAUCGGCUGUUUUCCGUGUGUCCGUCUGCCAUGAAAAGCUGCUAAAAAGCUAAAUAUAAAAAUCAGCGCAGCACACACGUUCCGCUGCCUGCAUUGUUUGCCCAUUCUAAUGGGAAAUUAUGUGAGUGCGAGUCAGGAAAACGCAUCGUGUGUGUAUAUAUAUACAUAAGUAUGUAACUGCGCCCGUUUGUUUGUGUGUGUUUUUGUGUGCAUGGUGCAAUGGAAAAGUGAUUAUUAUAAAUGAAAAUCAGUGAAAUGUCCAACCAACUCCCACUUGUACGUGUGUAGGAAGGCAGAAGGGUGUUUUGCAUUCGUGUGCGUGCCAGAUAAAAAGACUUUGAAUUUCUGGAGGAUAUUAGUGUCAACUGUGAGGGGUAUAAUACGCCGUAGGCCCUAAUAUGCAGGCAAGUCCAUUAAUUACGCCAAAGGUCACAGGUUAGGCACGCAGCCAGUAUCCAAGGAGCAAUAAUAAUGUUGUAAGAAGGCGACCUGUAAGCGAGAGCGAGAGAGCUGGUGUUUUGGUGUGAGUGCGUGGUAGAACAAAGAGGACGAAAAACACGGCUAACGAAUUCGCCGCACGACACACUCGCCGCAUGGCGAAUUCAAACGUAUCCCAGUGAACGAAUGAAAAACAAAAGGAUAUCUUAUUGAAACUGAUUAAACUUAAGACUGCCGAAUAGUUAUAUAAAAUCCAAAACCAUGUCUGCGGCCGAACUCGAGGCGGAGGCUUCAGCCCAUGAGCAACAAUCCCAGCAACAACAACAAAAUCAAUCACAAAGCGAGGAGAUUAAUACAAACACUGCCAUCAUUGCAAAUGCAACCACAACAAAUAGCUACAACAAUAAUUUGGAUACGGAAACCCAGCUGCAGAUGCACCAGGAUCCGCAGCAGCAGGAACUCGAGGGCAACAGCAACAAUGGCAUCACAGGACUCGGCCUCAGUCUGAUGAACUCCUCACCGCCGCCGCACAGCUACCGACAUUCGCGGGCCUAUCGCCACUUCAAGAAUCCGCCGCAGCCCCACAUGUGCAUCCGCACCACCACGGAGGCGGGCGAGGAGCUCUUCAUCAAUGUCCUCAGCUGGACGCGCAUUGUGAUACCGCAGGAGCCCAGCGAUCCUAUUCCUCUAUACGGAGGCAUGCGGGUACCGCCUGGCAGCCCACGCAGUCCUCCCAUUGUCUUUGCCGUAAUGGCCAAUCCGGAGGUGCUCAAGGACUCCGGACGUCACAGCAAAGAUCCUGAGGAGCGACGAGCUAUGGUGGAACUGAUGUGCGACUUUGUGGAGGCUAUGAAUCCAGGCGUGAAAUUAGUCAGAAACGCCGUAAUACUCAAGGAUCGCGAUAUCUCCGGCGAGCUGAAGGAUGUCUGGAAUGCCGUUCAGGCGCAGCGUGAUCGCGAGAGGGAGGAGCAAAUGAUGCAGCAGCGCCAGCAGCAGCACUACCAGAACAUCACCACGCAACAGAUGUUUCCCAAAUCGCCGGACGCAUCGCGGGCAGCUAGUGCUGGUGCUGCAGUAAACGAGGUCAGCUCGCCGCCGGCUCACUUGUCUGAGCCGCUGCUAGUAGAGCAGGGAAAUGGCAAUGGCAAUGGCAUCACCCUGGCCGUGUUUGCCCAGCAGCUGGACAACAAAGUGGCCAGCGAGCAGGCUGAACAACAGGAGCAAUCGCCAGUUUCGGAGGAUGCUUGCGUGGAUCAAACGGAUGCAGGCAGCUCGCUCAAUGGAUCAACAAUUGUGCUGGACAAUCAGCCGGUGGCAGUGGAGAACGAACCAGAAGUAAAGGUUGCACCACCGGCAGCCACGAAUGGUGCGUCCAGUCACGCAGCACCCACAGCAACAGCCACAGCCACAUCAUCUCCCAGUCCAACUCCGGCUCCCGUUGUCACAGCAACUCCUCCACCUGCUGCUCCCGCAAAGAAGGAGAAACUGGGCGGCUUCCUGCCCAACGGCUGCAUCUUCCCGCGCUUCAAGAACAACAAGCACAAGGACAAGGACAGCAGUCACAAGGAGGGCAAGAGCAAAGAGAAGACCCUGCUGAAUGCGCUGAAAAAGAGCAAAGAGAAGAAGGUGGCGCCCAGUGAACAGCCGACAGAAAAAGCCGCCGCCUCGGACAACGGAACCACGCAGUACGAGAAGAACUGCAUCAACAAUCUGGAGUGCGAGGUGCAGAAGCUGGACUUGAACAGCGGCAGCAACGGCGACAAUAGCAUGUUCAUCAAGCUGAAAGUUUCGCCGGCCAAUGCCACAGCAGCGGCAGCGGCGGCCAAGUAGAGAUAAUCCUGAAUUUGCACACACAAACAAAAUCUCGUAGGUAAGUGGGAAGUUAGGACGAUAGACAGUUAGAGGAGGCGGCACUCUCCAGUGAACAGUGUCACUGGGUCAGCACUUAGGGCUUAGAGUCGUGGAUAGAGUCGUGUAGCAUAUACAAGAUUUAUAUAUACAGAUAUAUAUACAAACAUUCACACACCCGUUUACACCGUUGGUCAAUUUUUUGGAUAGCCACUCAGAACCAGGACUAGAUGAACUAACAGUUGUGCCAUGCUCCAGCUCAUAGACAUUUAUAGACGACAGCGCUUCUCCCAGAAUCUUCCCUGGCAUUUAACUGACAGAAUGAUAAACGUAUUUACAUAGUUCAAUAUAUGUAUGAUUCGCAUACAGUUUGCCUUAUAUACAACAAGCCCAAGAGAGCGACAAGAACCUAGCAAGAACCAGUUGAUAAACACGAGAAUAAAUGUAUUUAAAAACGUAAUCGUCGAAUGAAACUCAUGCGCCAAAUAAAACAUCCCAGCACUUAGCCACAUCCCAGACUAACUACUAGCUCCAUUCCCAAAUUGUCACAUCAUCUCAUCGUGAACCAUACACCCACCAGACAUUUGCCCAUCGAUCCAUCCAUCAAUCCAUCCAUCCAUAUCCAUAUCCAUAUCCGUGCAAAAGUAUUAAGAAACUUCGCAGAUCCAAGAACCCUAACCCUGGAUCGAUUGAUCUCCACGCUUUGAAGUUGAGGGGCAGUGAAAACAGCGGAGGGAGUUUUAAAGCCGGCUCUAUAGUGCCACGACUAACUUAUGUACCUUAGUAUACCCGAAUGCGAAAACAGUAUACAGAUCCGCAAUGUCGCUAUUAUGAUUUAUAUUUUAAAGUUUAACUUUUAGUUCCUCCUAUUGGGUACCGAAAGGGGAAACUACAUUUCCUUCUAUUUAUUUUCCGUGCGUGCUUGUUGUGUUGUAAUUGAUACUACUGUUGGAAUGUUUAACUUUUACUGCGUUUAUUGUUUGUGAUAACCCAAUUCGGAUUCCAAUCCCAAUCCCUCAACUUCAAACGAAACCAUUCACGAAUCAUAUAUUAUAGAGAGUAUAAACCACUAGAAAUCGAAUAAAUAUUCGAGAAACACCACUGAAAAAUGGUAAAACAAAAA